AUGUCGAACACAACUGUCGAACCGCCUGUAGUCAACCCAGCCGCAGCACAUUCAUUUCUCUAUGGAGCCUACCUGGGAUCGGCGUGCUGGGCGCUGCGCAGGUUCGUAGCCUCCGUUUCGGGCGAUGGCAAGGCCUUUGACAAGAUCAUCAAUAUUACAACACCGGGGCUCGGCCAAGGCAGCAUCACUGCCUCCGUGUGCCUGCCCAAAUCGAAAACUCCCAUCGGCGGCAGACUCCCAUGCGUCGUUGUCUUGGAAGGCGGCGGCUUCAUCCUCGGCGAACCCAACGAUGGGCAGGACAUGUGUAGAGAGAUGGCAGAUAAGAGCGGCGCCAUCAUCCUCUCAUUGGACUACGCCAAGGCGCCACGAUACCCGUUUCCGCACGCCCUGCUCCAGGGCUACGAGGUGCUCCAGUGGCUCGGGACAGACCAGUCGCAGCAGGUUCUAUCCGCCGAGAUCGACACCUCGCGUGUAGCACUCUUGGGUAAGUCCGCCGGCGGCAACCUCGUGGCUGCGCUGUCGCUACUGGUGUCAUUCCCUGCAGGGCCUUGCGCCAGCUUCCGCAGGGACUUGGGGCCUGACUUCCGCCUCCGCGCGCAGCUCCUGCUGUACCCUUCCACGAGCAACAACGAGCUCUAUCGCGUUCGGUACGCGGGGACCGACGAGGCCGCCCGCACUAGAUCCCUUCCUAUCUGGAUGGCCGAGCUCAUGGAGUCUGCCUACCUCCCGCCUGGUAUAGACGUUGAUCAGAUCUUUGUCGCGCCAAAUCUCACAACUCCUACCUUGCUCAAGGAACUUGCUCCCCAGCUGGCCCCCUGCGCGCUCUUCAUCGCUGGACUCGAUUGUCUCAAGGACGAGGCCCGCGCAUAUGCGGGCCUGCUGCGCGAUGCAGGCAUCGAGACCGAGGUGCUCGACUACCCGCUGGCCAUCCACGGGUUCCCGCACUACAAACCGGGGCAGCCAGACUAUCGCGAGGAGGACAUCAAGUCGUGCAGGGCCAGUGUCGUUAGGAUACUCUGUGAACGGUUCAGACAGUAGUUUGACUCGCUGUGCGCCGAUCCGUCAACGGAUGGUCGCCUCGUCCUGGUGUCUAUCUGCUUCUCGUCACCUUUGUCCUUUCCUCUUCCCACAGGCAUGUUUGAUGCUGCGUGUGCAUCUAUAUUAUAUUGCCUAUUUCCGUCCUCGAGUCGGGGCUGUUGUACUGUGCAUCUCCAUAUUGAUAUUAUAGC
This is a messenger RNA of Microdochium trichocladiopsis, 1229 nucleotides long. Its product is annotated as alpha/beta hydrolase fold-domain-containing protein. Gene Ontology annotation, molecular function: hydrolase activity. NCBI's taxonomy places the organism in Eukaryota, Fungi, Ascomycota, Sordariomycetes, Xylariales, Microdochiaceae. Bases 1 to 1038 code for a protein of 345 amino acids. The record is from RefSeq and is a predicted model, not a curated record. The transcript is spliced from 2 exons.